Molecule: messenger RNA, 3456 nt
Organism: Fukomys damarensis (Damara mole-rat)
Lineage: Eukaryota; Metazoa; Chordata; Mammalia; Rodentia; Bathyergidae
Gene: Havcr2
Product: hepatitis A virus cellular receptor 2
Exons: 8
Coding region: 132-1217 (361 amino acids)
Source: RefSeq, a predicted model, not a curated record
UGCGACUCUGUGGGAGUGGCCACCCCUCAGGGGACUGUGGUGACGGAGAUACUUGGAGAAGUACCCAGCUCAACUGGAGAGUUAAAACUGGGUUUCUGCAGUCACCCUUUGUGCUUCCAUCCGGAGAACCCAUGUUUUCACAUCUUUCUUUUGAGUGUGUCUUGCUGCUGUUGCUACUCCUGCUGACAGGGUCUUUGGAAGCAGAAUACAUAGUGGAGCUGGGCCAGAAUGCCCAGCUGCCCUGCACCUUCCACCUGGCCUCCUCAGGGAAUCUUGUGCCUGUGUGCUGGGGCAAGGGAUCCUGUCCCACGUUUGACUGUCCAAAUGUGCUGCUCAGAACUAAGGGAAGACGUGUGACAUAUAGGACAUCCGAAAGAUACCAGGUACAGAGUAACUUCUACGAAGGAGAUGUGUCCCUGACCAUAAAGAAUGUGAUUCUAGGUGACGGUGGAACCUACUGCUGCCGGGUCCAACACCCUGGCCCAAUGAAUGAUGGCAAAUUCAACUUACAGUUGGUUAUCAGACCAUCCAAGGCCACUCCUGCUCCAACAGCGCGGAGAGACUGGACUUCAACCCUUCCAAGGAUGCUCACCACCAAUGGACAUGGCUCAGAAACACAGACCCUGAGGAUGCGCCACGAUAAAAAUGAAACACAAACAUUCCCCCUGGCUAAUGAGGUCCAAGACUCUGGAACAGCCGCCAGCAUAGGUGUCUACAUUGUAGCAGGAGUCUCCGCUGGCGUGGCCCUUGGACUUAUUUUGGGCGCAUUAAUUGUCAUGUGGUACUCUCACAGGAAACAGAAGUUCCGGAACACAAGCCUCAUCACUCUGGCCAACCUUCCUCCUUCGGGAUUAGCAAAUGCAGGAGCAGAGGGGAUUCGCUCAGAGGUUAAUGUCUACACCACGGAGGAGAACGUCUACACCAUUGAGGAGAACUUCUAUACCACGGAGGAGAAUGUCUACACCAUGGAGGAGAACGUCUACGAAAUAGAGGAUCCAACAGGUCUAUGGUGUGGACGGAUCUCUCAGGGACAAGGAAGCACUCUUCGUGAUUGUGGCCCUGUUCUGCUGUGUCAUGGGGAAAUAUCUCUGAAAAACUCCAUUCAUGUAGAAAGCUGGAGCUCUGCUGUUCUCUUCCCCUCCUCUUUUUUCCUGGUAGAAGAUGGUAGGGGCCUCCAGGAAUUUGUACCAUCUGUGUUGAUUUCAGUCCCAAGAUGACAGAACUAUGCUUUUCUGCUUAUUUCUGACUCCCCAGUGCCUGGGCUGGUUCUCAUGCAGAACAGAAACUGAUUCAUUGUCUUCAGAAGUAAGACUCAAAUAAGCAGGUUACCUUUUGGAGAGGCUGAAGAGCUCAAAAGAGCUUGAGUCUGUACCUUCAUUACUUGAAGAGUUUGCAGGCACCCACAUCUGCUCUUACUCAGCCACAGCGGCCUUGGUUUCUCAAUAUGUCUUCCCCUGCAGGCCCCUGAUAGGCUGCUGCUCCUCUGCCUGCUCCCUUCCUUCGGGGGAGCCCUCCUAGCUCAUAAAGAACACACCAGCUCUGUGGCCCUGUUCCUGCCUGAACACUGCCCCUCUCCAGGUGAGGGCUCCCUUGCUGUUGCGCUGUUUGCAGGAGAGGUGGGUCGUGCAGGAUGAGACGGCCUGCUUGCAGGGACUGAGGAUUUACCUUAGUGGUUCUGCCUCCUGCCUCGCAAGUGUAAGUACAGGAGGUUGAUGCCUGUUACCACACACACACACACACAAAGAAGUUCUUUGCAGUAGUAAUACUUUGGUGAAGCCUGCGGACGCAGCUUUUAAGAAUGAAUUUUUUGUGUUUGAGACAGGGUCAAUUCAGACUGGCCAUUAACUAUGUAGACCAGGGCACCCUUGAACUUGUAGCUAAACUCCUGGUUUAGCUUUGAAAGUGCUGGGGUUGGAGGAAUGCACCACCAUGCUUGGCAAAAAUGAGCUUUCCAACUCACUGCAUUUGUCUAGUUUCACUCCAGGAGAAAUCCUUUUAUAAGAACAAAAUUAACACUUGACAAAAACUCGGUUUAUUCAUUUUAUGUGUAAGUCAUUCUCCAGUUCAGCUAUUCUAUUCCUUAGUUUUGAAUCUUGGAAAAAAGCCUUAGCAUGUCCAAUAACUUUGUAUAGUUUUCACAAAGAUAGAAAGUUUGAUGCCUGGUAAAUUUGAAGGCUUGCAAGUCUCUGCUGCACAUACAUUGUUUUUUAUGACUGUCGUCCUUUAAUGUGGAUUGGGAUGCUGAUUAUUGCUUAACUUCAUCAGAAGGUUUUGACGCCCUCCUUGCAUCUUGUCAUAUACAAAUCCUGCAGUGUUACACAUGGACUGAAUUUGCACAUUUAUCUCCUUUCUAUGGUUUCUCUCUAGUAUGGGCUGUCUAAUGUGUGCUGAAGUGUGAAUACUGAAAAUAGGAUUUGACAAACCAUACUCAUCGAAGGUUUUCUUGAGGAUAUAUUUUGAUAUGUUCUGAGCCCUGAGUACAUAUUAAGGUUUGCCACUCUCGUUCCAUUUGUGAGGUUUUUUUCCAGUUUGAAUUUUUUGGUGAAUACUGAUGUCAGAUUUUCCCCUUCAGGCACUGUAUUAGGAAUGUUUCUCUGUACUGUGUAUUAGCUUAUGGUUACUUAUGUGUUAAAUGACAUUUCAAGGCUGGCCUCAUUUAUUCGACAUAAAAAUUAUUUUUUCAGCAGGAACUUUCCAAUGUUUUGGACCCUGAAUGAAGACUUCUUUCUGCCUCACUCAUCAGCUUUCUCUUCAGGAUGAAAUUUUCAAGAAAUUCCAAGCUAGGAGUUGUCAGGAAAGCCCUUGCCACAUUUUUCCAGUACAUAUUAUAUGCUAUGUUAGGAUUAUAGGCUUACACGCAUAGCCAUCCUACACUCACUGAAUCUAUAAGACUUCUCACCUUUAUGAGUUCUCUGGCACGUAAAGUAUCAAAUUUGACUCCAGAUAUCCACACAUUGAUUACAUGACUAAAGUUUCCCUCAAGUAUGGAAUCUCAGAUGAGAUGCCAGUGAAGAGUUCAGCUGAACACAUUGCCACAUUCAUUACAUUUGUAAGGUUUCUCUCCCAUGUGAAUUAUCAGAUGUUUUGCAAGGUAUGAACUACAACUGAACACUUUAUGACGCUCAUUACAUUUGUAAAGUUUCUCUCCAGUGUGGAUUAUGUGAUGCUUUGCUAGAAAUGAUCUACGACUAAACACUCUACCACAUUCACUGCGUUUGUAAGGUUUCUCUCCAGAAUGGAUUUUCUGAUGACUUGCUAGGUAUGACUUGUUCCUAAACACCUUGCCACAUUCGUUACAGUUGAAAGGUUUCUCUCCACUAUGGUUUCUUUGAUGGUUUACUAAGUAUGACUUUUUACUGAAGACUUUCCCACAUUUAUUACAUUUAUACGGUUUCUCUCCAGUAUUCAGUCUCCGAUGACUUCUAAGGUGUGAUUUUUUUUUCCUGAGUUUAUUGU